Volvox carteri f. nagariensis is the source of this 6090-nucleotide messenger RNA. RefSeq names its product histone H3 methyltransferase/Trithorax (gene VTX1). NCBI's taxonomy places the organism in Eukaryota, Viridiplantae, Chlorophyta, Chlorophyceae, Chlamydomonadales, Volvocaceae. Gene Ontology annotation, molecular function: protein binding. Gene Ontology annotation, cellular component: nucleus. The transcript is spliced from 20 exons. The record is from RefSeq and is a predicted model, not a curated record. The coding region runs from base 1 to 6090 and encodes 2029 amino acids. Gene Ontology annotation, biological process: regulation of transcription by RNA polymerase II.
AUGGACCAUGCGGCCAUGCGUACGGCUGGAUUCAAACCGUCAACGUUGCAAAUGAUCAUCCUACAGGCCUAUACUCCCAAUUUGAAUAAGCCUGGAGGUGACGAAGAAAUGCUGGUUUUGGCCGUUGAGAAAGUGCAGUUUCCUUCAGACUGCUUGCGGAGUAUGCGGACAUCAAAUCCAGGCCAGUUGGAUGCCCUGGCACGUCACCUGGACAGUCUUGCCAACGAGCUCGAAGCUAGAGCUGUGCAGCAUCGAACAGCACGGGGUCGCGCCACGUUCAAAGAGGAUGACCGCCAAAAACUUGAGCUCCUUCGGCGACGCGCUGCCGACGUUCGCAACGCCAGAGACCGGUGUGAGGAUCAGGAGCGCAUUAAAGGUACCCGUUUAGAGGCGGCGCCAGCCGCGGUGAUCACACCUGGCCGAUUGCAAUGUGCAGUAGCUGUCAGCUCAGCAGCGGCUAUGAUAAGCAGCGCACACAGCCCUCGAAGCGCAACCCAGCACCAGCAGCAACUGUCUCCCAGCUCUAUACCUCCGGAGGCAUCCAUGCGGCGGCAGAUCACCGCCGGCAAUAAACCCCCGGCGGCAUACGCGCAGCGUGAGGACCGUCCGCAGCUGGAAACCUCCGGGCAAGGCCCCGGCGCCGUGCCCUAUAGGGUAUGCUCCCCAGCCUCAGCCAGGCGGCGCCAAAACUUGCUCGGACAACAACGGGGAUGCAACCGAGCAGAAGGGCUCGGGCCGCCUGACCAUAUGAACACAGCAGCCGUCCCUUUGGGCUGCGAGACAAAGGGCUUGCCAUCUGCACAUUCCAAGCAGAAGGACACUGCACAGCUUGUGGAGUUGGUCGGGGCGCGGCGGGGCCUCGACCCAGAUCACCAAUGGAACGGCCCGUCGUGCGGAAGGGUUGUGGCGGAGGACCGGGGACAGGCGCCACGCAACGGCCAAGGCUGUGUGGAUGCCGAUAUCGGGAAGCUGUACGUGCCGCGAGCUUGGCCAGUCCUGCCAGCGGUAUCUGACGCUGCAGCUGGCAGCGAAAUCAGGGAGCCGUGCAUGGCUGGGCCAGCUCCGGCAGUGGGCCGCUUAGGAAAGCGGAACGUGAAGGGCGUUGCGGAGGCUGGUCAGGCACCAGAGUCCAUAAUUCCUGUGAACGCAAGAGGACUAGAGAGUGCUGUGGGAGGCCCUCUCCGGGCAAGCGCAGUUGAGGAUCAGGAGAGCGGCGUUGCGAGAGUGGGUUGCGAGAGUGUUGCCAAGGGCCGUGUGUCUGACUCGGAUGAGCGCCAUCGUGCAGCUGUCGCAGCCGCGGAGCUGCGCGAGGCGUACAAGCAUUUCCGUGGACAUUGCUCUGGCUUUAAGCAAUACCACGAAAUACAGGUGGCGCUGUGGCUUUCGCCGGAGCAGCUCGUGGGGCGUGAGAUCCGGGUACUAUGGCCUGACGAUGGCGCCUGGUUCUGUGGGCGAGUGACCUCUUACUCUGCAGACACAGGCAUGCACACCGUAGAGUACGACGAUGGUGACGUGGAACACCUGCACCUCGCAGCGGAGGAAGUCCGGCUGCAGGUCGUACCAGGGCAGGCAGAGCGCAACCUUGCACCGCGGCCGCCGGAGGAGCUUCGACGCGUUGCAGCGUGUUUGGCGAUAGGUGCUGCCCAGCUGCGUGCACGGGCAAGUACCCAGCAGGAGCACCGGAGAGGCGUGCGUCAAAAGCCUCCAGCUGCGCAUUUGAACCGCGGAAAGGACAUCAGUGAACCUGGUGGUGUACCGGGAAGCCGCGAAGAUGAAGACCCCCAGGAGCUGACGAGCAAGGCGGAGCGCUGGUCCGCACAGGCUGCCCAGCUGCAAGCCCUGGCGACCCGCAUGGCCAGCGAAGUUUCCAGCGAUGUACCUCCCUGCGACCAGGUUAGCCAGCGGCAGCCACCUGCACGAGCCGGCGGCCGAGCCGAAGCCCAGGCCGCGAGGGCCGCCAAAUCGGAGGCCCGGAAAGUCAACUGUGCACGGACCUCUGCGGACCGCACGGAAGCGGACGGCGAGGACAAAGCCGCAGACGCUAUGGAAGUGGAUAAAGACGACGAAGGAACUCGACCCACCUGCUCUGGCCCAGCAGCAUCAAAUAAAGCCGCAGAAUCAGCGGCAGCGUUACCAACGUUAACAACGGCGACAAACGCAAAAGGAGCAGAAAUCGCAGGUGUCGAUAUGGAAGACCGGCUGCGGGAGCAAGAGGGACGGGACCCCGUCCCAGAACGCGACGACGAGGGCGGCACCGGUUUGGUUCCGGAGUCGGAAAGCGUUUCGCAGCUGCCCCGAGAUUGGGCUUCGUGGCAGGUGCUGCGGCCUGGAGAGGUGGUGUGGGCGCAGUUCGCUUUUGUGCGAUUUUUUGGCGACCACACGGUCUUGGGUCUUCCAGUGGUUCAGCCCGGCGCCCGCAUUCCAGACCGCGGCGGCGUGUUGCCCUUUUUGGCAGGCCUCGAGCUGGGCUGGCACGUGCGCGGGGUUGCGGGUGCGGGUGCCGCGGCUGGAGGUGCUGGCGGCAGCCACACACAGCGCUUUCUUCGAGCCAUGUUUGAGCUGCGCACCUACAUGACGGAAGGUGAACUUCCUCGCGGCAUGAUCCCGCCAAACUACGAUGAGGACGACGAAGGCGAGGAUGAUGAUGAAGAACAACAGCAGCACCGAGCGGGGUCUGCAAGUGGCCGCGGCUGCGGCGACGCACGCAGCACUCGCCGCCUAUCUGUUGCCCGCGCUCUCGGCGGCGAGGGUAGAGCCUCCCAACACGAAGCUGCCGGCACUACAGCUGCCGCACAGGACAUCACCCUGCCUCUAAAGCUAGGCUCCAAGUUGAGGGUGCUUCGGCUGGGUGAGGUCGUCUGGCUGAGCCGUUGGUUCCACGACGAGAAGUACAUCUACCCACUAGGCUACACGGCGGAUCGGCUAAUGGUCAGUGGCGCCAGCGGCGGCCGGGAGGUACGGCACGUGAUGGAGGUGGUGGCGUCUGCGGACGGUGUGCGGCCAGUGUUCAGGAUUACCCCCGAGGGGCGGCUCCCAGUGUCCGCCGACACCGCCACUAGGGCGAUGCGUGCCUUGUUUGAAGAGGACGAUCGCGUUCGCGGCAGGGCCUUCGCGAAGACUGGCGCCGACUUGUUUGGACUGACCCACCAGAGAGUCGCCGCGCUGCUGCGCUCUCUCCCUGGCGCAGAGCGGUGCGAGCGCUUCGCCAACUGGCCCGACCAGGACCGGCCGCCGCUGCCACCGCUGACACAUCUCGAGGAGGUACAACGGCGCGCCAUGUACGCCCGUGCGCUGCAUCUGCCGUCGGGUGUGCACGCAAUACCGGAGGUCAAGACAGGCAUGUGCUUCGAAUGUGAGGUGUGCGGUGAGGAUAUGGAGUCGCCGGACAACCUUAAGUUCGAGUGCGACCUGUGCCGCUGCGUGGUUCACUCGCGUUGCUAUGGCGUGAAGCAGCCUCCGCACGGGGCGCUCUGGCUGUGUGACGUGUGCCAGCUGCACGCUGCUGGUCUCCCGCGUGACCGGUCUCCGCCUUGCGAGCUGUGUCCCGUGGCCAGUGGUCCCAUGAAGCAAACGGACGCGGGCGGAUACGUGCACGUGCUGUGCGCCGUAUGGACACCGGGGGUCACGUUCGGAGACUUGGACAGCUUGGAGCCCGUGGAGGGUGUCGCCAAGGCAAUCCAGAACCGCGCCUCGCUGCGUUGCUUCCUGUGUAAGCAGCAACACGGCGCCUGCAUCCAGUGCGCUGGUGAUGCGCGCUGCUACACUGCCUUUCACCCCAUGUGUGCGCGAGAGGCGGGGCUGGCCAUGUGCGAGCUGCGGCAGGGAGCUGGUGCUGCUAGAGGACCGCCGCAGCAGCAGCAGCCGCGCAAUGAACGGCCGGUGUCUGCGGCUGCUUCACGCGGGAACCGAACAACGGGAUCAGCUGAGGUGACGGCAGCGCCUGCGGCGGCUGCAGCAGGCUUUUGCAGUCCCGCUGCUGCAGACCACGCGGAGCAGGAUGACGGUAAGGAGAACCUGCAAGGCAGCGUCAACGCGGCUGACGUAUCCUCUGGCGGUAGAUCCAAACACGGCGGGGAGCUGCCGACGCAUGUGCUGGCAACCAAGCUCUCCGGGGGUGCGCACCCCGGCCCUGCAUCCUGCGUGGCACACUUUUGCAUACCGCCGGGAGGUCAGCACCAGGAUGCCCCAUCCAAGCACUUCGGUGGGGGUGCAACAGACAGCUUCCCGCCAGCGGCUCCGGUUACGGAUACCGCAGCGGCAGCGGCAGCGGCUGGUACUUCGCUGCCGCCACGCCGCGGGCGGGGGCGGCCCCGUAAAACUAACAACCCCGGGCGCGCCGCAUGCCGCGCAAGCGAGGCGUUGGGCCGGGGCCGCGGCGCGUGCUUGGGUGGGAUAUCGCUGGGCAAUGGCAUCUCCUUGGCCUGCUUCUGCCCCCGCCACGAAGACCUCGUGCUGCACCAGACCGCCUUCCGCUGCAGCUUCGCCGGCGGCCGCUUUGCAGACCGUCGGGCGGAGCUCACCCGCGAGCAGCAGCACGCCCGCCAGCGGCAGCUGGUGCAAGAGCUCGAGUCCAACCGUCCGGCCCCACAGCCGCUGCCAACACCGCAGCAGCCCCAGAAGCAGCAACCACGGCAGCGAGGGUGUGAUGACGAGGUUGAGCGAAUGGGCCAGGGUGGUACAGGAUUUGCGGCAGAUGGAGAGCUGGCGACGGGUCGGAGCAUGUCUUUUGCGGACUGGCGCAGCAGGGGGCACCGGGCGCCGGAGGCUGUCGCCAUCGCCCGGGAGAAACGUACCUUUGUACGGCAGUUGCCGUACUUGGUGACUGGCAGGCUGCAGCAGAACGUACGAGCGCUGGAAGGACUUCACGUGAGUUGUGUUCGGAUUGGCACAGGUGCUGGCGGCACGGAUAGCGGUGGCAGUGGUAGAGUCGGCAGCUGCGGCCAGGUUAAAGCAGGUCAUCGCAGCGAUGUAGGCAGCCGGGUGGGUAGAGAUGGGCAAGACGAGCUGCAUGGGGCCGGCAAUGAGCCUACGGACAUCACGGCACUGCCUUCAGACCUCCAGCAGGGCAAUUACAGCGGGCAGGACACGGCCGGCCUGCUUCCGAAGCCGCUACUGGAGGCGGCGGCGGCGGCGGGUGCACGGUCUGUGGCAGAGCGAUAUGCGGCGAUGCGGGCUACGGUUGGGCAGCGUCUGGCUGCCGGCAAGAGCGCCAUCCACGGCUGGGGAGCCUUUGCCAAGGUGCCUCACAAACGAGGUGACAUGCUGAUCGAGUACGCCGGGGAGCUCAUCCGGCCAUCCGUCAGUGAUGUGCGCGAGAAAAGGAUGUACAACAAGCUCGUUGGGUGCGGGACGUACAUCUUCACACUGAACGACGACCAACACAUUGACGCCACGCGGGCAGGCAACAUGGCGCACCUACUCAACCACAGUUGCGACCCAAAUUGUUACAGUCGGACCAUAACGCUGACGGACCCCGUCACCCGCGCCACGUCAGACCACGUCAUCAUUACCGCCAAGGUAUGCGUGCUUUGGCGGGACAUCGAGGCGUGGGAGGAGCUUACGUAUGACUACCGGUUCAACUCCUCAGAGGAGCUACCGUGCAACUGCGGCGCGGCCACUUGCCGAUUGUUGGUCAACUGGCCGGAACAGGUCGAGGAUGAGGACGCGGGAGAGGAUGAGGUGGUAGAGGAUGGCCACGGCAUCGAUGGCCCCUUAAGAGGUGAGGAGGGCCAUGCCGUUGUAACGGUGCCGGAGGGGUUGUGUCGUUGUGGUGGGCCGGAAGGGCUGGCUGCGUCGUUGAGAACGUGUCACGCCAAAUGGAGGGCCAAAUGUCGUACCAGCAGGAUAUUAUCUCUGAGCGUGGGUGGAGUAGGAUGCGUGCUAGCCGUGAGUACGGCUGCACGCAAUUUGAACAUCAGCUUCACGUUGGCGCGCCCUCGAGACGACCAGAAGACGCCCUCCCAGCAAGCAACUCAUUCUCGCUCGGCCCUACUAGCGCGUUGUGAAGCCUGGACCAGUCUCAUAGUACGUGGUCACAUCCUUCGUGACCCACUCGAUGCCACUGUCUUCGAGGUCCUUGCGGAACUGUAG